UCUGAGAGUGCAGAGGAGAGGCGCUGGAGAGGAGGACUCACACACGUCCACACACGCACUCUCCUAUUCACACGCACGCCCCAUGCACGCAGAAAGACGACGGAAGGUCACCGGCUUCUGAUUUGGACGUGUUCUUCUUACGCUGCGUCAGGUGCCAAAGUUUCCACGGAGCGCAUGAGGGCGAGCGGCGCGACUGUCUGCGGCCGGAGGGGAAUAAAGAAUUGAUCAGGAACUUGCUCCGUCUCAGUCUCGCCGCUGUUGGACUCUUAUCGCUGCACGAAGACUUGGAAGUUUGGAAAGGAGCAACGGACUCGAGUCAAGCCGAGCCAGGACGCGCUAAAGGGGGCACGAACUCUCCAGGUAUGGCGGCGGUGUUGCCCCGGACACUGGGGGAGCUGCAGCUCUACCGGAUCCUGCAGAGGGCCAACCUGCUGUACUACUACGAGGCGUUCAUCCAGCAGGGUGGCGACGACGUGCAGCAGCUGUGUGAGGCGGGUGAGGAGGAGUUCUUGGAGAUCAUGGCUCUCGUGGGCAUGGCCAGUAAACCUCUGCACGUGCGCCGGCUACAGAAGGCCCUGAGGGACUGGGUCACUAACCCCGCGGUGUUCAACCAGCCGCUCACCUCUCUGCCCGUGUGCAGUAUCCCCGUGUACAAGCUCCCGGAGGGCUCCCCCGGCCUGCUCCCCGCUCAAGACCGCCCCGGGAGCGCCAAGAUGCCCAAAGCCCUGCCCUGCGCCGACCCCGGGAAGCUGGAGGUCACCCGGGAGAAGGUGUCCGCCUCUCCCCUGCAGGGUGGCAGUGAGGCGCGCUUCUGGUCGGGCCACAGUAACGACAGUGAGCACAGCCUGUCCCCGUCCGACCUGGGCUCCCCGUCCUCGCCCAGGGAGGGGCUGGAGGCUCUGGACGCCGCUGCCGUGCAGUCAGUUCUGGAGUGUGUGGAGAGGAUGGCCCCAGGACUGCCCAAAAGUGACAUUAGCGAGGUCAAAGAGCAGCUCAAGACCAACAAGAAACUAGCCAAGAUGAUCGGACACAUCUUUGACAUGAACGAGGAAGACCCGCGCAGGGAGGAGGAGAUACGCAAGUACAGCGCCAUCUACGGGCGAUUCGACUCAAAGAGGAGGGAUGGGAAACACCUGACACUCCACGAGUUGACGGUGAACGAGGCGGCGGCCCAGCUCUGUAUGAGGGACAUGGCUCUGCUGACGCGCCGGGACGAGCUGUUUGGACUGGCCCGACAGAUCUCCAGAGAGGUCACCUACAAGUACACCUACCGCACCAGCAAAUCUCGAUGUGGGGACAGAGACGAACCGUCUCCGAAAAGAAUCAAAACAGAGGAAAACUUCUUCGACCUCCAGGAGGCUCUGCAGGCGAUCCACAUGAGGCAGGAGAUGCUGAGGGAGCAGUUGGCCUGUGCCAAGUCCAAAGGAGAGGAGACUGUGGGACGCAAUUUACAGAUGCAGCUGGAGCGUUUGCUCGCGCGGCAGAUGGAGAUUCUGCAGGACGCGGCGGUGCAGGAGAGACUGCAGGCUCUGGACUGGAGGAUCCCCCCCGCGGCCCUCAAGUACCUCACAGACCCCCCCGCCGCCCUCAAGUACCUGAGCGACCCCCACCACAGCAGCAGCAACGGGGCAGCGGCAGACCCCAUCAGGGAGCACCAGGAUGAGCGUCCCAUGAACCUGCGCGUGGUCAGUCAGAGCAUGGCCGAGGGGGAGCUGCCUCUGGGGAAGCAGCUCGCCAACGAACUCAAGCGCCACCACAACCACAACAACAACAACAACAACAACAACAGUACCAACAGUAACACCAACAGUAACAGUCACAGCACAGAGGAGGCCAAGGCUCCAGCAGCAGAAAACGGCACGACGCAGCGUGGACCGGGCCCCACCGAGAAAAAGACCAUCAAAUCAGAACCGGAAGACUCCACAUAGUGCCUCCCUGGCCCCACCCCCUCACACAUAAACCCCUCCCCUGAUCCUGUGCCCCGUCACCUCUGCCUUGCCCCCCGGUUCCUCCCUGGCCCGGUUCCUCCCUGACCCGGUUCCUCCCUGACCAUAUGCAGCUCUAGACCCUCAGUAGAUACUAAGCACAGCCACAGGAGAGCCUUAACAACCAGCGAUGCCUCAGAAAUAGCAUUUAUUUUUAUUUUCUUUAUGUCUUAUUUAAAUUUGCCAAAACGUGGAGCACUCGGAGGUGUGUGCGCGCCACCCGUCCCUGUCUGCUCACUGCAUGUUGUUAGUGCUGUUGACCAUAGUGUGUGUGUGUGUAUUAUAUCUACAGGUCUUUUUGUAACUGUUCAAAUCACAAAGCAAACGGCGAUGCAGGGGCUGAAUCAUAUUUCAUCAUAACAAAAUUACAUUAACAAUAUUAAAAGGAAUGACUAACUGCUAAUAUUAAUUGUUCUUGAACUUUUUGAAUCAUCAAGAAAGUACAUUGACUUCAUCCAUUAUUACACAUUUGAGACAAAAAUCCAACGACAAUUUGCUGACUGUCAAAUGUGAAUAAAAGGUAUAAUAAAUCAUUAUGUCAGGGUUCCCAGGGUCAUGGAAAUCCUGGAAAAGUGAUGGAAAUUGAAAAUGGCAUUUUCCAGGCCUGAAAAAGUCAUGGAAUUUUGCAAGUUUAAUGAAAGUUUUGGAAAAGUCAUGGAAUUUUUGUAUCUCUUUCACGCAACUACAGCUAAGUACAGUUAAGUUACAACAGUUAAGUUCUCAUGAGGCUUUUCUGAUUAUUUCUAAACAUCUGUGUCUUUUGUUUAAAAGAGACAACAAUAAAUGCACUGACAGGAUUUUGAAUGUUCAAAAACUAUAAUCAUACAUUUAACAUACAUACAAGUCUGAUCAAUUCAAUCAACUAAUGUCAGUGAAAAAGAGUGGGAACCCUGAUAAUAUCAUUUCAGAAAAAGUAACUGCAACACUUCUCAAAAUUUUGGAAAAUUAAGAGUAUGUGACAAAAAAUUAGGUUAAAUAUAAAAAAAAAAAUCUAUAUUGCAUAAUAAAAAUACUAGGGAUGUAACGAUAUCCAGAUUUCUCGAUACGAUAUUAUCACGAUACACAUGUCACAGUACGAUAUUUAAUGUGAUAUUUUGAAGAGACUGAUAUAAUUGUAGAUGGAACAUUUUUUGCUUUUAAAAUACAAGUAAUUCAAGUAAAAAACAUGUUUCUUCAUGUUGCCUGCACUGAAAUGAAUCAUGGGAUAUGUAGUUCCCAGUGUUCAUAAGCUGCUGCUACUAAAAAAAAACUGCAUUAAAGCAAAGAAACUUGUGAUUGGAUAUAUUGUGACAGCCCAUGAUAUUACUAUGAGACUUUUGACGAUACUGUAUCAUGAUAUUUGGUUAUUGUUACAUCCCUGAAAAAUACACUUUUUAUUAUGCAACACAUUUUAGUAAACAAAUACUCAAAAAUAACUUGAUGAUUCAAUAGACUUUUUGACCUACCAUUCCUGACCAUUCAGACUGAAGUGUGGACUCUAAAUUCAGUGUUGGGCAUAUGAUUUUUAAUAAGAAAUAUUAGAAUAAUUUAAAAUUUGAGAUAUGUUUCAGUCCCUGCAUCCAGUCUGCAUCUGAACCGUGUUAUGAUCCUGUUGUGUCUUGUAUUUUUACGGCGGUUUAUGUGAUGAUAAACCACUUUGACUGGAAAAAAGUGUUGAAACGGCAGACACGUUGAAAAUACUUGUGUAAAUAUCGUGCUAAAAUAGUGCUAGCCUAAUCUCUCCACAGUGUCAAUAGAUUAUGGUGUCAAUACAGUGUUUAAGUGUAGAGCAAAAACAUGAAUAAUAAUAAUAUGCGUAUGGAGUAAAAUGUCUUAACAAUAUUGCAUAAUUCUGACGUGAGAAUAGCCUUAGCUCCUGAAGCGUGGACUCAUGUGUAAAAAUGUGUUUUGGAUGUUUUAAUGUGCAUUCAUAUUUCUGUGUUCAUUCUGUGUAAAUUUGUCAAAAGUGUAUAAAAUGUAAAAUGUUUUCUUCAGGACAGCACUUCAGGGCCACACGGACAACGGACCCUACAAGAAUAACAAGAAUAACUUUUUUGUUCAAAUUUUUUGAAAUGACCAAAAUGAAUUUACAUGUAAUUCGAGUAAGAGUCUGAGCACAGUUCUAUGACGUCCUAUCAACUGAUUUAUGUAGAAUUUAAGCUUAAAUUUGGUCCCCCAGGACAGGGUAACCAAACUGACAAAACUAUAUUUUACUUACAGCGUAUCAGAAAUUUUAGACCAUAUGCCCUUCCUCACACAACCCAUUCUAUUUACUCAGGCUUAGAACACCUGACUUAAUGAUCUGGCAAUUGUUCAAAUACAGAUGUUUUUACAGCAAGAAAAAAACAAGGCUAUACCAGGUCUAAACUAGGUCUAAACCAGGACUAAACUAGGUCUAAACCAGGACUAAACCAGGACUAAACUAGGUCUAAACCAGGACUAAACCAGGACUAAACCAGGACUAAACCAGGACUAAACCAGGACUAAACCAGGUCUAAACCAGGACUAAACUAAGGACUUCAUCAAGUCUAAACCAGGACUAAAUUAAGAUUAAACCAGGACUACAUCAGAUCUAAUCCAGGACUAAAUAAGACAUCAGGUUGAAACCAGGUCUAAAACAGAACUAAACUAAGAUUAAAACUUUAUUUUUAAUGCCAUACUGUGGGACAUUCCAGGCAAAGCUUUAACAUGCUCUUUAAAGUGAUCUUUUAUUCUUGUAUGGUGUGUUUUGGUCGUGGCCCUUCCCUGUGACUCCUCUGUGGCCCUUUAGACAGUGCGUCAGUGUAAAGACCAAUGCAAUAUUUAUGUUCAUACUAACUCUGUGUGCGGUCCCAAACUUUCACUUUCACUUUUAGCACAACAGCACCGUGUAAGGCUGCACAGCGACGGCACAACAUCAUACUGGUGUGGGUAAACGUGCAGGAGCUGACCACAUGUUCUUGUCCAUUGUAAAGUGAUAGAUUAGGCUUUAUCUAGUUAUGCACCUGUUUUUUUAAACACUAAUAUAUUUUAUUUGUUAUACUGCACAUAAACAUUAAACUUUAUUUUUUGAACUGA
Boleophthalmus pectinirostris (great blue-spotted mudskipper) is the source of this 5021-nucleotide messenger RNA. Its product is annotated as NGFI-A-binding protein 1-like. Gene Ontology annotation, molecular function: transcription coregulator activity; transcription factor binding. Gene Ontology annotation, cellular component: nucleus. The record is from RefSeq and is a predicted model, not a curated record. The coding region runs from base 363 to 1928 and encodes 521 amino acids. The transcript is spliced from 7 exons. Lineage: Eukaryota; Metazoa; Chordata; Actinopteri; Gobiiformes; Gobiidae. Gene Ontology annotation, biological process: negative regulation of DNA-templated transcription.